Molecule: messenger RNA, 1163 nt
Organism: Harpegnathos saltator (Jerdon's jumping ant)
Lineage: Eukaryota; Metazoa; Arthropoda; Insecta; Hymenoptera; Formicidae
Gene: Mic26-27
Product: MICOS complex subunit 26/27
Exons: 6
Coding region: 244-1011 (255 amino acids)
Biological process (GO): cristae formation
Cellular component (GO): MICOS complex
Source: RefSeq, a predicted model, not a curated record
UUUGUUUGAAAUAAAAAUGGCGGAUGAAAUGAGAUUGUAGAGAGUGUGUUAUCUUUAGUGUCGCGUGUUACAUUUUUCUGCUAUAGCGCCUGAUAUCAAUAUGCAUAUUAAUAUAAUUGAUGGACAAUUUGUUUAAAUGUCUGCAACGAUUUUUGUGAAUUUUUAUAUAAUUUAUUAAUGUACAACGAGGAACAUUAUAUAGGAAGUUAAAUUAUUUACAUAACAGAUUUUCACACUUAAAAGAUGUUUUUCAAGAAAAUUUUAAUGCCCUGUGGAUUAUGUGCGGCAAUACCUGCAAUAAAUACAACUUCAUCAGGAGAUAGCAUGUUACCUCACAGUAAAGAAGCAAGUGUCAAGAAACUAAUUCGACCAUCCGAACUGCCCAUUUAUCCUCUUGAAGAUGACUAUGCUAAGCAGAUCUCAUGUACAGACUGUCCUCCUUCGUUGUUAGAACAGAAUAUAUCCAAAGUUCGCAAAUCUAUUCAGGCAGCUGCAUCAGAAUAUCAACAUUCUGCUGACGUUAUCAUGGAUACUGUUGAUACCAGCUUUGAACAUAGCAGAUCUCUUUUGGAUUAUGUCCGUGAAGAAAGUAACGUAAUUCCACGUAUGGGUGCUAUUGGUAUCGGUGGAUUGGCUGGAUUAAUAUUUGGUCUUAGGGGACGCUCAUUUAAGCGACUCGUAUAUUCUAGCACUGGUGCUCUCACCAUGGCAGCUUUAUGUUAUCCGAAAAAGGCAGAAGAAGGAUUUGAUCUAGUAAAACACUACACGAAUGUUGGAUAUAACUUCAUCUAUGGUGUCAAACCAGAUGACAAACAACAGCAGAAAAUCAUGAUGGUGUUCCCGUCAUCUUUCUCCGAAUUUGUAGACUUAAUAAUUGUCACAGGUUCGGCAGUAGCUAAUGCUGUUGAGGGUUUUGCACAGAAUACAUAUGCAUCUUUAAGUAAUAAGGAGAGAAAUCAGCCGAUUCCCGAGACAAAAGCUAAAACGGAAGCAGAUGUGAAACCAAAUUAAGUAAUUUAUGAUGAGGCUUGUACGUUGUAGCAAAGAGAAAUGUAUGAAAAUUUCAUCGUAGAGCGAAGGAAAGAAGUUACGAUUUAACCUACUAAAUACAUUAUAUACGCUUAGUGAGUAAAUUAUAAAGUAAUAAAUUAUAUGUUCCGAUG